ACUUUUUCCUUCUCUUUUCAUUUCACCAAUUGAACUAUGCUUUCAUUUAUUAUUUCUCCUUGUCUAACGCAUUACAAACCGUGCGCGAUGAAUUUGAACUUGUGGUUUAAAGUAACAGAAGAAAAACGGGACAAGGUGGGCUAAGAAGACGACGAACAAAGAACAGUUUAUAUCUAAUUUUAUCCGUAAUCAUUUAUUUGUUAUAUCAGAUAAUUUGUUUUGCAUAGUUUACUACACAAAGUGAAAAAUACUUUAUUUUUUAAAUAACUUGAAAACGCAUUAAUAUUAAAAAUAAAAACAUACAAUGGAUUCUACUGAUAUAUUACACAUUGAAAUUUUACAAAAAUCUGAAAGUGCAUUGUCAAAAGAGGAAAUACAAACAAUUGCAGAAAAUGAAAUACUUAAUAUGGAGGAAGUUAUUUUAGAUGUGGAAUUACCUAUUACCUUAUCUGAUCAUUCUAAAAACCAUAUUGAAUCUGUAUUAUGUGUUUGCAAUAACAAUAAAACGCGUAUGAAAAUUGUUGGAGCCAAUUUACAAUAUCAUAUAUAUAGAAUGACAGAAAGCGAAUCUGCAAUGUCAAUUAUAGAAAAUGGUAAUGAAGAAUUACCAGCAGCCAAUCAAUGGCUUUUACCUUCCAAAGAAUUUCAUUAUCUAUGGGAAAACAUGUACUAUGACUCAAAUAUAAAGCAAAAUUUAUUAAAUUUUGUAGAAACAGCAUUAAUAUUUUCUGAUAAUCAAAUAAAUCCUAAUAUCAUAUCAUGGAAUAAAGUAGUAUUACUACAUGGACCUCCGGGCAGUGGAAAGACCAGCUUAUGUAAAGCACUAGCUCAAAAAAUUGCAAUUCGUUUUGGACAUCGAUUUACAUAUGUGCAUUUAAUAGAAAUAAAUAGUCAUAGUUUAUUUUCAAAAUGGUUUUCUGAGAGCGGAAAAUUGGUUAUGAAAUUAUUCGAUGAACUUAAAACUAUUCACAAUGAUUCUAACCGGUUAGUUUGUAUUUUAAUCGAUGAAGUAGAAUCAUUGGCACACACUCGUAAAUCCUGUGUUAAUGGGACAGAACCUACAGAUUCGAUACGUGUGGUAAAUGCUUUACUCACUCAACUGGAUCAAAUGAAACAUUAUCCAAAUGUUUUAAUUCUUACGACAAGUAACAUGACCGAAGCCAUAGAUUUGGCAUUUGUAGAUCGUGCAGAUAUAAAACAAUAUAUUGGCCAUCCCACAGAAGAUUCUAUAUACAAAAUAUAUACUGCUUGUAUAAAUGAAUUAAUGAGGACCGGACUAAUAGAGAUGGAAGAAAUACAUAAUCUUGCUUAUCUCAAAGCUCAUGGUUAUGAAGAAAAUUAUGAGACAAAACGCUCUUUAAUACUGCUGGAAAUAAGUAAACAAAGUUAUGGUCUAAGUGGACGUACAUUGAAAAAAAUACCAUUUUUAGCAAAAGCACUUUAUAUACAUUCAAAGAAAUCUACAUUGGCUCAAUUUUUGAGAGCUAUGCAUUAUUCCAUAGAAAAGCAGAAAGAUGAAAUUUUGGAACAACAACAAUAAAAGAAAACAUCUCUAUUUUUUUUAUUAACACGAAAUACGAUUUUUAAUCAUGCAAAAUGUAAGCAGAUAUAUUUGACCAUUAAUUUUACUAUUACGUGUUUUAAAUAUUUGAUAAUAAUUCUUAAUAUAUUUA
Messenger RNA from Polistes dominula (European paper wasp), 1673 nucleotides. RefSeq names its product pachytene checkpoint 2 protein (gene pch2). The record is from RefSeq and is a predicted model, not a curated record. Gene Ontology annotation, molecular function: ATP hydrolysis activity; ATP binding. Gene Ontology annotation, biological process: meiotic recombination checkpoint signaling; reciprocal meiotic recombination. NCBI's taxonomy places the organism in Eukaryota, Metazoa, Arthropoda, Insecta, Hymenoptera, Vespidae. Gene Ontology annotation, cellular component: chromosome; nucleus.